Molecule: messenger RNA, 1329 nt
Organism: Symbiodinium sp. CCMP2592
Lineage: Eukaryota; Dinophyceae; Suessiales; Symbiodiniaceae
Source: the annotation of a GenBank genome assembly
AUGCUCCCCAGUGCCGUGGCCUCACCUGUGCCGUUGGAUUCCCGGCCGCCCUGCGAAGCCAGAAUCCAGCGCCGGGCACUGCGAUGGUUUCCGGCACGCAUCACGCCUUUGUGGCUUUGCCCAGCUUGUUUCGCUCUCCGUCGACCAGAAAGGGCGCGGGGCCGGAGCUGCCAAGCCGUGGCCGUGGAUGUAGAGGAGCCGACCAAAGCCGAGCGACUCGCUGAGGCUUUUGCACAGCAGCUCGGCGCAGCAGAAAGAGGCUCAGCCGACUCUGCCGGAGUCCAGCGGGCCAAAGAGGAAGCAUUGGAAGAUGCAGCGCAGCUGCAGCAGCUACUGUGGCGAAAGGCACACCCCGAGCGCGCCAAGGAGUACGCAGAAGCCGACCAGGGCACAGUGAAUGCAUUGCUGACUGCCUUCGUCCGGGACGUCCGUGUGAAAGCUCAAAGCAUAGACCGAGAGAUGCCGCCAGGCGUGGAAUCCAAAGUGGUCCACCUGCUGCGCAACGGUCAAGGCUUUCACUACAUGCUGGAAGGGCUCGAGGGCAUGGAGGGCAUGGUGAGCCCUAAGGCUGGGGAUGAGACUUGCCCUCCCGUAGUGCAGCAGAGUGGUGGAGGCCUAUGUUCGCUUUUGCACAGCAGCUCGGUGCAGCAGAAAGAGGCUCAGCCGACUCUGCCGGAGUCCAGCCAAGAGGAAGCAUUGGAAGAUGCAGCGCAGCUGCAGCAGCUACUGUGGCGAAAGGCACACCCCGAGCGCGCCAAGGAGUACGCAGAAGCCGCAGCGAGCGGCGAGAAGCGGCUCUUCAAAUUCGAGGACCAGGGCACAGUGAAUGCAUUGCUGACUGCCUUCGUCCGGGACGUCCGUGUGAAAGCUCAAAGCUCCGACUCCUCAGGCAUAGACCGAGAGAUGCCGCCAGGCGUGGAAUCCAAAGUGGUCCACCUGCUGCGCAACGGUCAAGGCUUUCACUACAUGCUGGAAGGGCUCGAGGGCAUGGAGGGCAUGGUGAGCCCUAAGGCUGGGGAUGAGACUUGCCCUCCCGUAGUGCAGCAGAGUGGUGGAGGCCUAUGUUCGCUUUUGCACAGCAGCUCGGUGCAGCAGAAAGAGGUCCCGAGAAAUCUCGAGUUCAGGAGUUGGAGGGUACUGCAGGGCAAAGAGGAAGCGCUGGAAGAUGCAGCGCAGCUGCAGCAGCUACUCUGGCGAAAGGCGCACCCCGAGCACGCCAAGGAGUACGCAGAAGCCGCGAAUGCAGCUUUGGGAGGGGGCUUCCGAGACCCAGGUUUUAGGCCGAAAGACGUUUGGGGCUCAGGGUGUAAUAAGAGUUCGUUUUUUUGA